Molecule: messenger RNA, 755 nt
Organism: Paramuricea clavata
Lineage: Eukaryota; Metazoa; Cnidaria; Anthozoa; Malacalcyonacea; Plexauridae
Source: the annotation of a GenBank genome assembly
AUGUUGCUGUGUUUGACCCAGGCCCAACGCAUCUUUUUCUUUGCCACAGUUGAUGGUAACUACGGCAAUUGGUCAUUAAAUAGUUCAUGUUCUGUAACUUGUGGUGAAGGUUUUCAAACAUGGUCACGACAAUGUAACAACCCUGAGCCAAAGUAUGGUGGAAGAAACUGCAGUCAUCUAGGAGAACCUGUUGAGUACCGAUUAUGUACUAAGAAACCUUGCAUUGGUAAAUAUAUUAUUCCUUUCAAAGAUGCCGUAAACCUUCGAAUGAAGAUCUAGGGAAAUAAGCCCAAGGUUUUAUGAUAUAAACUACAAACUAAUCUAGUAACGGUCUAGUAAGAGCGUCUAUUUUGACUUGGUAUUACUACAGGAGGAGAAACGGACGUAAAAUGAGAGGAAACAUUCUUCUCACAAAUGAUAUCAGCAGAAUCCUGUGUAUUACAGGAAUCGGAGUCAGUACAGAGAUGAAAAGCACAUGCACUAACCUCGAUCUGUUCCAAUCAAUAAACAUUGCAAUUCUGAUGGUUUGUGAGUAGUGGGGAAAAUUGAAGCUUGUAUAUCAUUCUUCUUAAUUUCAGUUAACGGCAACUAUAGUUGGUGGUAUUUAAGCAGUGAAUGUAACGUUACAUGUGGACAAGGUGUAAAAAUAUGGCGACGUUCAUGUGACAAUCCUGCUCCAAAGAAUGGAGGUCGAAAUUGCACUGUGUUGGGAGAAGAUGUUAAGUAUCGAAUUUGUGAAAGACGACCUUGCCCAA